Otolemur garnettii (small-eared galago) is the source of this 1141-nucleotide messenger RNA. It is a transcript of the gene AURKC, whose product is annotated as aurora kinase C. Gene Ontology annotation, cellular component: chromosome passenger complex; spindle pole centrosome; spindle microtubule. Bases 132 to 1028 code for a protein of 298 amino acids. The record is from RefSeq and is a predicted model, not a curated record. Gene Ontology annotation, molecular function: protein kinase activity; ATP binding. Gene Ontology annotation, biological process: mitotic spindle organization; regulation of cytokinesis; protein phosphorylation. Lineage: Eukaryota; Metazoa; Chordata; Mammalia; Primates; Galagidae. The transcript is spliced from 8 exons.
CCUACUGCGUAUUGCUGGGACUUCUCACGACCUGUUAGAUCUGGAAGGAUCUGCUGAACUCGAGCUCCCAGUUCCAAAGGGCUCCGGAAGGCGUCAGCCGCUCUCCACCUCGCGAGCUGCUGAAGUCUGCGAUGCAGGAGGGCACAUCUGAACCCGCAGCUGCAGCCUGCCGCACAGCCCGGCUUGGCCGUCGCCCAGCCACUAGGCGAUUCACGAUUGCUGACUUUGAAAUCGGGCGCCCUCUGGGCAAGGGGAAAUUUGGAAAUGUGUACCUGGCUCGGCUCAAGGAAAACCAUUUUAUUGUGGCCCUAAAGGUUCUUUUCAAGUCACAGAUAGAGAAGGAAGGACUGGAGCACCAGCUGCGCAGGGAAAUUGAAAUCCAGGCGCGUUUGCAACACCCCAAUAUCCUAAGGCUCUACAAUUACUUCCAUGAUGCUCGCCGUGUGUAUCUGAUUCUGGAAUAUGCUCCAAGGGGUGAGCUGUACAAGGAGCUGCAGAAAAACCACACAUUUGAUGAGCAGCGAACAGCCACGAUAAUGGAGGAGUUGGCAGAUGCCCUGACUUACUGCCAUGACAAGAAAGUGAUCCACAGGGAUAUUAAGCCAGAAAACCUGCUUCUGGGUUUGAGGGGUGAGGUGAAGAUUGCCGAUUUUGGCUGGUCUGUGCACACCCCCUCUCUGAGGAGAAACACAAUGUGUGGAACACUUGACUACUUGCCCCCGGAAAUGGUUGAGGGGAGGACAUAUGAUGAAAAGGUGGAUCUGUGGUGCAUUGGGGUGCUGUGCUAUGAGCUGUUGGUGGGAAAGCCACCCUUUGAGAGCACCUCAUAUAAUGAGACCUACAGGCGCAUUGUCAAGGUAGAUGUGAGGUUCCCCCAAACAAUGCCUUCGGGGGCCCAGGACCUGAUCUCCAGGCUUCUCCGAUACAAGCCCCAGGAGCGGCUGCCCCUGGCCCAGAUCCUGGAGCACCCUUGGGUCCAGGCCCAUUCCCGGAGGGUGCUGCCUCCCUGUGCUCAGAUGACUUCCUGAGCCCUAUCUGCCUUUGUUCCUUUGUGUUUGUUUAGGGAGCUAUCCUGGCUCUACUACCUCAUCUAUCUUCUUUGUUUCGUCUAAGGUUCUAAUUAAUAAAAGUUGAAUAAUUU